Molecule: messenger RNA, 1392 nt
Organism: Diaporthe amygdali
Lineage: Eukaryota; Fungi; Ascomycota; Sordariomycetes; Diaporthales; Diaporthaceae
Product: saga complex component
Exons: 1
Coding region: 1-1392 (463 amino acids)
Cellular component (GO): SAGA complex
Source: RefSeq, a predicted model, not a curated record
AUGUCUACUAACAAGAAGCAUCUUAGACUUCUGCGCGAGGUUGAGAACACAGACAGCUGGAGGGGCAUGUCGCAACGAAACAGGGAGGCCAGGCCGCGGGCCCCUCGCAACAGCAGCGCCCAGGGCGAGGAGGUUGGGCUCUGGCAAAAGAUCCAGGAGGAUAUUGCAACCAUCAUCGAGGAGGUGAAUCAGAGCAACGACAACGUCCGCCAGAUCGCCGGCCAGGAGAGCUACAUAGCCAGCAACCAGGACUCCAAGGACCCCACCGACAUCAAGUCCGUAGACCAAGGGCUGCACAGCCUGGACAAGCUCUAUCGGGACGGCGUCAAGAUCAACGAUGCUACCGGAAAGAAAAUUGCCGACGUGCUGAGCUUCAUUGAGAUCUUGAAAGGCAUCCAGGAGGCUAAGGAGAAGGCUGCCGCUCCAGCACUCGGGUCAUCAUCCCGUUCUGCCAGCCUGCUUUCCGGGACCGGCCGCAGUUCCAGCCGUGCCGGCAAGCCCGACAAGGCAGACAGAGAACGGGAGAGGGAGCGCGAGCGGGAGCGGGAGCGUGAGAGAGAACGAGAAAGGGAUCGGGAACAACGAGAAAAGGACCGCGAGCGUGAACGUGAGCGCGAGCGGGACAAGGAGAGAGAACGCAACCGAGAUCGCGACCGGGACCGUGACCGGGAGCGGGAGCGCGAACGAGAACGUGAGCGUGACGCCGAAAGAGAUGCGGAAAAGGACCGAGACAGGGACAAGGACAAGUCUGAUCUAUACGACUUUGACGGUUCCGCUGAUAGCCCGCACCCCAGCCCCAUUGGCGGCCACGCCAGGAAGCUCGGCGGGCGUAGCGGAGGAGCGUCAAGCGACCGGUCCGGCAACCGUGACAGUGUCCCGCCGCGCUCUGGCGACCGCGACACGCCCAAGGCCGACAGCGCGGAGCCGCAGUCUAGCAGCUUCUCGUCGGGGGCGCCGACGGUGGGGAGCUCGAUCCGCGCCAAGGUCAUGUUCUCGCGGGACCAGGACGUGGCGUUCAAGCCGAAGCCGCCGACGCCCAACGACACGACGGAGUGGUACCUGGGAAAGGUGAAGCAGGUGGUGGGCGAGGGCAAGGGCCGGCGCUACAUUGUCAAGGAUGAGGACCCGGACGUGCCGUCCCCGGCCCGGAAGGAGUAUAAGAUGAGCGCGUCUGGGAUGAUCCCGAUCCCGCCGCCCAGCACGGAGCUGCCGAAGCUGGACAAGGGCAAGACAGUGUUGGCGUUGUAUCCGGACAGCACCACGUUCUACAAGGCCGAGGUGACAGGGAUGGAUGCCAGCACGGGCAAUGUCAACCUGAGGUUCGAGGGCGAGGAGCAGUCGGGCACGCAGCAAGUGGUGGAGCGGCGGUUUGUAGUGGACUAUCGGGACUAG